This is a messenger RNA of Sphenostylis stenocarpa, 552 nucleotides long. NCBI's taxonomy places the organism in Eukaryota, Viridiplantae, Streptophyta, Magnoliopsida, Fabales, Fabaceae. The record is from the annotation of a GenBank genome assembly.
AUGAAUACCAGCAGCUACACCAAGCAGCUAGAAGCAUAUUGUGAGGAAGAGUUUGCAUAUGAGGAGUGUUGCCGCAACCAUGCAGUGAAUGUUGGAGGAUCUUGCAUAGAUGGCUGCCAUCAGUAUAUGAAAGCAAGAAGCAAACGGAACUCUCAGAAGAGUUUCCUUUGUGCUUGUUGUGGUUGUCACCGCAACUUUCACCGCAAGAAGAACAAUGAUUCUAAGCCUGUGGCCCAGACUGUAACAGAGGAUAACCAUGCUCUCGAUAUGGUUCCUGUUACAGACUUAGGGCCUCCCAACAACCCAGAGCCAGUGCAGCAGAUAAGGCCACCCAGGAGAAGGAGGACCACCUUCUCGCGUGACCAGAAGAUCCAAAUGACAAGGUUUGCUGAUAUUUUGGGGUGGAAACCUCAUAAGGGUAACAGGGAAGAUAUUCAACGUUUCUGCAAUGACAUGGGAAUCAACCGCAAGAUAUUCGUCAUCUGGCUCAACAACAACCGUCACCGUUCUGUUCAGAAUGCCAACCUCAGAAAUGAUUCAUCAACCAACUAG